AACGGGAGCUUCUUAAGGAACGGACCAGGGAAAUUUGAGUUUGGGCAGGAUAGAUACACCCACUGGUUUGACGGCAUGGCCAUGAUGCACCGAUUCCACAUCCGUGACGGAGACGUCACCUACAGCAGUCGAUUCCUGCGGAGUGACUCGUAUGUAAGCAACUCGGAGAAGAACCGUAUCGUGAUGUCAGAGUUUGGGACGCUUGCCAUGCCCGAUCCCUGCAAGAACAUCUUUGCCCGCUUCUUCUCCCGCUUCACCAUUCCCACAGAGGCAACAGACAAUGCCAGCGUGAACUUUGUCAAGUACAAGGGAGACUAUUAUGUCAGCACAGAGACCAACUACAUGAGACGAGUAGACCCACAAAGUCUGGAAACCAAGGAGAAGGUGGAUUGGUGUCAGUACAUUGCUGUCAACGCAGCUACAGCUCAUCCUCAUUAUGAUCGUGAGGGGGCGACGUACAACAUGGGCAACUCCUAUGGCAGAAGCGGUUUCUUCUACAAUAUCAUCCGUGUGCCUGCUCCCGAGGAUAGGAAGGAGAAGGAGGACACAGCAGAUCUGACUGGAGCUCAGGUCAUCUGCUCCAUACGUGCCUCUGAAGCCAGGAAGCCGUCCUAUUAUCACAGCUUUGUCAUGUCAGAGAACUACAUCGUGUUCAUUGAGCAGCCCAUUAAGCUGGACCUCAUGAAGUUCAUGCUCUAUAGAAUUCAAGGCAAGAGUUUCCAUAAGGUUAUGACCUGGGAGCCCCAGUGCGACACAAUCUUCCACCUAGUAAACAGACACACUGGCGAGGAGAGCAAAGUGAAGUAUCGAGGAGAGCCCAUGUUCACGCUACAUCAAAUCAAUGCUUUCGAGGAGGACGGCUUCCUGGUUAUGGACAUGUGCUGCGGGGACGACGGUCAGGCCAUUGGAGAGUUUACACUGGAGAACCUUCGCAGAGAUGCAGGGGAGGGACUGGAUGAGUUUUAUAAUUCUUUAUGCAGAAACCUUCCACGAAGAUACGUUCUGCCUUUGGCUGUCACCAAUGACACUCCUCUGGACACAAACCUUGUCACUCUGCAUUACUGCACAGCUACUGCUCGCAGAACAGGACCCAGCGAGGUUUACUUAACGCAUGAGGAGCUUUAUAAUGAUGACCUACUGCAGUACGGUGGCCUUGAAUUCCCACAUAUCAACUACGACCGGUGCAAUGGCCGGGCGUACCGCUACUUCUACUCCUGUGGCUUUGGACAUGCAUUCAGUGACUCGUUGCUCAAAAUGGACGUCCAUACCAAGGAGUUAAAGGUAUGGCGUUACCCGGGUCUGUAUCCCUCUGAGCCUGUGUUUGUCGCUGCUCCGAAUGCUGCCGAGGAGGACGAGGGCGUUGUCCUGUCUGUCAUCAUCACGCCCAGAAAAGAGAAAAGCACUUUCUUGCUUGUUCUGGAUGCCAAAACCUUCACAGAGCUCGGGAGAGCAGAGGUCCCUGUCAACAUCCCUUAUGGAACCCACGGCGUGUUUAACAAGAUGGGCUAG
Molecule: messenger RNA, 1509 nt
Organism: Lampris incognitus (smalleye Pacific opah)
Lineage: Eukaryota; Metazoa; Chordata; Actinopteri; Lampriformes; Lampridae
Gene: bco2l
Product: beta-carotene 15, 15-dioxygenase 2, like
Exons: 11
Coding region: 76-1509 (477 amino acids)
Biological process (GO): carotene catabolic process; retinal metabolic process
Cellular component (GO): mitochondrion
Molecular function (GO): carotenoid dioxygenase activity; beta-carotene 15,15'-dioxygenase activity
Source: RefSeq, a predicted model, not a curated record